This is a messenger RNA of Nyctereutes procyonoides (raccoon dog), 3777 nucleotides long. RefSeq names its product FTO alpha-ketoglutarate dependent dioxygenase (gene FTO). Bases 31 to 1614 code for a protein of 527 amino acids. Gene Ontology annotation, molecular function: mRNA N6-methyladenosine dioxygenase activity; ferrous iron binding; broad specificity oxidative DNA demethylase activity. Lineage: Eukaryota; Metazoa; Chordata; Mammalia; Carnivora; Canidae. The record is from RefSeq and is a predicted model, not a curated record. The transcript is spliced from 10 exons. Gene Ontology annotation, biological process: RNA repair; DNA alkylation repair; regulation of multicellular organism growth.
AGCAGUGGCGAAGGCGGCUGUAGCGGCAGCAUGAAGCGGACCCCGACCGCAGAGGAAAGAGAGCGCGAAGCUAAGAAAUUGAGGCUUCUUGAAGAGCUUGAAGAUACUUGGCUUCCUUAUCUGACCCCCAAGGAUGAUGAAUUCUAUCAGCAGUGGCAGCUGAAAUACCCGAAACUAAUUCUCCGCGAAGCUGGCAGCGUACCUGAGGACCUCCAUAAAGAAGUUCAAGAAGCCUUCCUAACGCUGCACAAGCAUGGCUGCUUCUUUCGGGACCUGGUUAGGAUCCAAGGCAAAGAUUUACUCACUCCAGUAUCUCGCAUCCUCAUUGGUAACCCAGGCUGUACCUACAAGUACCUGAAUACCAGGCUCUUUACGGUGCCCUGGCCAGUGAAGGGUGCUAGUACAAAAUACGACGAGGCCGGGAUAGCUGCUGCCUGUCAGACCUUCCUCAAGCUCAAUGACUACCUGCAGAUAGAGACCAUCCAGGCUUUGGAAGAACUUGCUUGCAAAGAGAAAUCUAAUAUCGAUGCCGUGCCGGUGUGUAUAGGUCCAGAUUUCCCCAGGGUCGGUAUGGGGUCCUUUGAUGGACAAGAUGAGCUGGACAUUAAGAACAGAGCAGCAUACAACGUAACUUUGUUGAAUUUCAUGGAUCCCCAGAAAAUGCCAUACCUGAAAGAGGAGCCUUAUUUUGGCAUGGGGAAAAUGGCUGUGAGCUGGCAUCAUGAUGAAAAUCUGGUGGAACGGUCGGCGGUGGCAGUGUACAGUUAUAGCUGUGAAGGUCCAGAAGAGGAAAGUGAGGAUGACCCUCAGCUCGAAGGCAGAGACCCUGAUACUUGGCAUGUUGGUUUUAAGAUCUCGUGGGACAUAGAGACUCCCGGCUUGGCAAUACCGCUUCACCAAGGAGACUGCUACUUCAUGCUUGAUGAUCUCAAUGCCACCCACCAACACUGUGUUUUGGCUGGUUUACCACCUCGGUUUAGUUCCACCCACCGAGUGGCAGAGUGCUCGACCGGAACCUUGGAUUAUAUUUUACAGCGCUGCCAGCUGGCUCUGCAGAAUGUCCGUGAUGAGGCAGACAAUGGUGAUGUUUCUUUGAAAUCCUUUGAGCCUGUAGUUCUGAAACAAGGAGAAGAAAUCCACAAUGAGGUUGAGUUCGAGUGGCUGAGACAGUAUUGGUUUCAAGGCAAUCGAUACAGAAAAUGCACUGAUUGGUGGUGUCAACCCAUGACUCAACUGGAAGGACUGUGGAAGAAGAUGGAAGGUGUGACAAAUGCUGUGCUUCAUGAAGUUAGAAGAGAAGGGGUCCCUGUGGAACAAAGGAAUGAAAUCUUGACCGCCAUCCUUGCCUUGCUCACUACACGCCAGAACCUGAGGAGGGAGUGGCAUGCCAGUGUAGCCAGAUUAAAGGACAGUUUCAACUACAGUGCCAGUCCCGGAUUGCCCGAACUCUGCCUGUGGAUCAGAAGCCGGAAUGUCGGCCGUAUUGGGAAAAGGAUGAUCCUUCGAUGCCUCUGCCAUUCGAUCUCACAGACAUCAUUUCAGAACUCAGAGGUCUGCUUCUGGAAGCAAAACCCUAGAAGGAGCCCAAGUUUUAGGUGGAGGAGGAAAAGGUAGUUUUGGCCUCCUUCCUCUAACCUUGCCACAGGCUCAGGCAAGGGCAGUAUGGGUAGACUUGGCCUUUAGAUUAUAGAACCUGGGUCCCCGUUGGAAAGAGUAGGGAAUGGAGCCCACGAAUAUUAAAAUGUUCAAAGAUGGCACAGUGUUAUAAUCUGAUUUGGUACGAAACAAGAACCUGCCCCCAAAAUACUGUUCCCCACUAGGAUUUUUCAUGGGAGCCAUUCAGCUCCCAAGAGCCAAGGGGUGGGCCCUGUCUAUGGCAGAGCCCAACCUACUUUCCACCUUCCCAAGCCUUUUCAGAGCCUCUAGAAUAGAAGACUCUUAGUCAUCAGGGGGAAGACAGAACCUAUAUGCCGGUCCCCCCAAUUUCUCACCACGCCCUCUAGAGGCUGUGCUGUCCUAUAUGGUAGCCCCUAGCUGGAUGCAGCUUCUUAAAUCCAGUUUCCAUUGUAAUUAAAAAUUCAGUUCCUCAGCUGCUUAGGUAGCCACACAUGUCUGGUGAUUAGCAUAUUGGGCAGCACAGAUGCAGAACAUUUUCACCAUCGUGGAAAGUCCUGUUGGAUAAUGCUUCUAUAAAAAAUUUGAGAGCAGGAAAUUCUCUUCUCCACUUGUCUAUAGCCACCAUCACCAUUGGCAAAAAGAAUGAAAAGAGAAAUGAGUCACUGAAGAGCAGCCACUGUCCUUUCUGUGAGCCAGACCUCAGUAACAGCCCAAGUUAUGAGUUCUGUCCUCUGCCCCUGGGAACGAGGAGGUAUUGGAAAUUAAAAUACACUUGACAUCUGUCGUUGAGAAGUUUCCCUGAUCUAAUGAAAGAGACACAGACCUGUUUGCAUUGCCUCAUGGACUUGGCCCACACAUGCAUUUUUCUAGAAUUCCCCCAUCCAUCCAUGCAUAAUGAAAGGUGGGAUGGAGGCCCGGGGAGUCCCAGUGGCCCAUUCUGAUGAUAUCGGUGCAUGAGAGAGGCGAUGUUUAAUAGAGGUGGAAACCUGGGCUUUGGCUUUGGAGUGUCUGGAUCAAAACAGCGCACUGGCUCUGUGACUUUUGACAUGUCACUGUGCCUCAGUUUCCUUAUCCUUAUGACAGGGUUACUAAAAACACCAACUGACAAAGUGAAUAGUAAAUGGAAUAACCUAGCUACAGGUAUAGAACAAAUUCUGACUGGUAGAUACCUGGUAAAUAUUAGUGUUCUUCUGUAUCUGUAAGCUGACCCGAUGUAGACGUUGGCCCCCACUGCCCUCGUGCCGAUUUUGUCUCGUGAUGCCAUUAACACAUCUCUCCCUUUUUGGCUUGGCCCCUGCCCCAUGGUGACCCUAGAAAUCACGAGAAUAGUUAGCCCCCUGCCCCAGCCCAUCGCCUUCUCUGGUAGUGGUUUACCUGUAGUUUGGAAGCCGAAGAGCUCUUUUGCGCAUUGAGUGCCACACAGAGAACCCGACUCUGUCCCACCGUUAGAAUGUCCCCAGUUCAAGGUAGCGUUCACUUCCACGGAGCCAACCACCGAAAGGCCACAUUACCCAAAGCAGCCAGGGUUUCAUCAUCUGGAGACUCUGUUCUCUCAGACCUUGGAUGAAUCCCCUCAUGUCCUUGAGCCUCAUCAGUAAAAGAGAAAGGAAGUGCUGCCUGCCUCACCAUCCCCGGGCUGUCGUAGAGAUUAGAUGAACUCCUGGAGGUAAGGAGUGUGUGGCACAUAGAAACCACGUUCUAGGCACCAAGGCCGUGUGGCCUGCUCUUGGAUUGAUUUCAUGCCAGAGCUUCUUCUGUGUUACUAUUUCAUGAGGUGCCAAUAUUUAAAAAUUGGGAGAUCUCAUAGAAAAAUUAAAACAUGUGCAUUCUCUUUAGAAUUCAGAACAUCUGGCAGCCCUAGGCCUCCAUCCUGGCAUGGCAACGGGCUAAGUAGCAUCUUCUCACUCUUGGGCAGGAUGUGAGCCCUCCAUGGCCCCCGGUGCUCCCCGUAAUUAUUUAUCAUAAACCCGACCCCUCACUGUCAGCACUCUCCAGAGCUGCUUGCUUGCACCCCUACCGUAGAAAUAGGUAAUCAUGGUUAGUGCUUUCCCUAAUGUGUGUGUUUUACUAUUGAGCUAUAUUUGUGGACUACUUGUAGUAAUAUGUCUUGUACGUCACUCAUAAACAAUAAAAAUAUUAAAAAGAUAUGUAAGAAACUGA